AGCCAAUUGUAUAAACAGUGGUUUAAAUUUACUGUGGUAAUUUGAUUACCGCAGUAAUUUGCAUGGUUAGGUUACCGCCGUUUAUUUUCAUUUGUAUAAACGAUGGUUACUGCGCGGUUACCUAACCAUUGAAAUUUGUCAACUUACCGCAGUAAAAUUACCAACAAUGCAAUACCGGUACUUAACAUGACGUCAUUUUCGCGCAAAUUGUCAAUUUGACAGCCGACGUUUUUGCAAAAUGGAAAAUGUCAACAAAAGAGCGAAAGCUUUUAACGAGCGCGAAAUCGAAGUAAUGACAGAUUUCAUGAAAUUGAAUAUUCACAAACUUAGAAUGAAUCAUGGCUCGGGCGGUCCGGGCAUGGUUGCUCGAGUCCGUGAGAUUUGGGACGAACUUUUAGCUGGUGUAAACGCAUGCGGAAACGGACCGAGGACACUACAACAAAUCAAGGAAAAGUGGAGGAACAUGACCAAAAACGCUAAAGCCGACGUUUCAAAGGAGCGAAACCAUGCUGCCGCUACGGGGGGAGGACCGCCAUUGACUGAAAUGUCGCAGACCUCGCAGGCGGUGGCGAGUCUGUUUGCCCACUCGGCAUCGUUUCAUGGCGUCGUGGACGACGCAGAUACCGUCAUCGCGGUUACUCCUCCAUCGCCGGGGUUCCUGGGCCUGCCCAUAAUGGAGUUAUUAACCGCCAUGGACAUCCCGGAUCCCUUCGGUGUGGCGAAAACCUUUCAAGACAGAACCGAAAUACGACUGUCUACUUCGACAUCCACAGACUAA
Messenger RNA from Dreissena polymorpha, 778 nucleotides. RefSeq lists its product as uncharacterized. The record is from RefSeq and is a predicted model, not a curated record. Lineage: Eukaryota; Metazoa; Mollusca; Bivalvia; Myida; Dreissenidae. Gene Ontology annotation, cellular component: nucleus. The coding region runs from base 239 to 778 and encodes 179 amino acids. The transcript has 4 exons.